AUGGCAUACUUACCUCUUCACAUCAUGGAGAACAUACUCUUGAGAUUGCCAGUGAAGUCUAUGCUCCGUUGUAGGUGCGUCUGCAAAGCUUGGUGCAUGUUAAUUUCUCAUCCACAAUUCGCUAAAACCCACCUCCAACUACCCCAAACACAAGCCAAAACUCGAUUAUGUAUCAUAAAGUAUGAAGAAGAAAAGGAUGAUGCUUGUCUGGCAGUUCGGGUCUCUACUAAAGACUGGGAAUCAAUUGGUGAUGGUGAUGGUGAUGGCAAUGAUGAGUUACUCGAUGGUUUUGAUUAUUCAUUUGGUGCGGCAAAUCUCAAACACCAUCUCCGUUUUUUGAAUUCUUGUGAUGGGUUGUUGUGUCUGGUCGACAUGUUUGGUGAAUUUGUCUUGUGGAACCCAUCUACCAGGCAGUAUAAUCCAUUACCACCAAAUCCUAAUGGUCCACAAGAUACUGCGUAUGGAUUGGGGUAUGACCCCUCUACCGAUGACUACAAGAUAGUGGGUUAUCAUAGCUUAGGGUAUGAGACUAUGGUGGCUGUUUUCUCGUUGAAAUCCCGUGAGUGGAGAAGAUUGCAGGAAAGACAUGAAAGUCAAGUCGUAAGUUCGGGGAAGGAAGCUGUCUUACAUGGGGCAGUGCAUUGGAUAGCUCGUGAUCUGAAUCAAGACCAUUGCACAGUAAUAGUGGCUUUUGAUUUUGAAAAAGAGGAGUUCCGGCAGAUGACCGCUCCAUGGGAUGAUGAAUCUUACCAUAUAUUGUCUGUGAUGGGAGGAUGCCUUUGUGCACAAGAAGCCAUAGAUCGAAGUAAGAUAUGGGUGAUGAAAGAAUAUGGUGUUGAGGCAUCUUGGACUAGGAAUGAUUUGGAUGACAAAUUCAAGUCCCAGCUACUCCUUCUCGAUAUGAUCAGUGACCGUCAUGACUGGUUCAGAUAUGAUACCAACUUACUCGUGGAAACUCUAGUUUCACCUUAUCCAUCAAAGAAUGAAUGA
Molecule: messenger RNA, 990 nt
Organism: Vitis riparia (riverbank grape)
Lineage: Eukaryota; Viridiplantae; Streptophyta; Magnoliopsida; Vitales; Vitaceae
Product: F-box/kelch-repeat protein At3g06240-like
Exons: 1
Coding region: 1-990 (329 amino acids)
Molecular function (GO): protein binding
Source: RefSeq, a predicted model, not a curated record